AUGCUUCGAUUUAAUGUCUUCUUAUGCCUAGCACUUGCCAUUUCCACUGUCUCAGUGGUUAUAGCCCAAGUCCCUCCAGAGAAACAAUUCAGAGUCCUCAACGAACCAGGCUACGCACCAUACAUAACCGAGUACGACGCGAGUUACCGAUUCAUCCAAUCAGAGAAUCAGAGCUUCUUCACAAGACCAUUCCAGCUCCUUUUUUACAAUACUACCCCAAGCGCCUACGUCUUAGCUCUCCGAGUCGGAGUGAGACGUGACAUGGACUUCAAUCGUUGGAUCUGGGACGCAAACCGGAACAACCCUGUCGGAGACAACUCAACGCUCUCACUUGGCCGAGACGGUAACCUCGUACUCGCUGAGUUAGACGGUCAAGUCAAGUGGCAGACUAACACAGCGAACAAAGGCAUAACCGGGUUCCAGAUCCUACCCAAUGGAAACAUCGUGCUUCACGACAAAAACGGCAAGUUCGUGUGGCAGAGUUUCGACCACCCCACCGACACACUUCUCACCGGACAGUCAUUAAAAGUCAACGGAGUUAACAAACUCGUUAGCCGUACAUCCAACAUGGACGGUUCAGAUGGUCCGUACAGUAUGGUUCUUGAUAACAAAGGUUUAACCAUGUAUGUCAACAAAACCGGUACGCCCUUAGCUUACGGUGGAUGGACCGAUCAUGACUUCCGUGGCACGGUAACGUUCGCGGUUACACGAGAGUUCGACAAUGUAACGGAGCCGUCAGCUUACGAGCUACUCCUAGAACCAGCACCACAACCAAUAACGACGGCUAGUCCUAGUAAUAACCGUCGGUUACUCCAAGUCCGACCAAUUGGAAGCGGAGGCGGAACUAUAAACCUAAGCAAAGUCAACUAUAAUGGAACGAUUUCGUACCUAAGACUCGGAUCCGAUGGUAGCCUCAAGGCUUUCUCGUAUUUCCCUGACGCUACGUAUCUCGAAUGGGAAGAGAGUUUUGCUUUCUUCUCAAGUUACUACGUUCGCCAAUGCGGUUUACCGUCGUUUUGCGGCGAUUUUGGUUAUUGUAGUCGUGGAAUGUGCGUCGGAUGUCCUACACCGAAAGGUUUGUUUGCAUGGAGCGAGAAAUGUUCCGCGCCUAAAACGACACAGUUUUGCGGUGGAGGAAGCAAAGGUAAAACGGUCAAUUAUUAUAAGAUCGUUGGAGUUGAGCAUUUUAAUGGUCCAUAUGUGAAUGAUGGACAAGGCCCGAUUUCGGUAAACGAUUGCAAGGCGAAGUGUGAUCGAGAUUGCAAGUGUUUGGGGUAUUUCUACAAGGAGAAGGACAAUAAAUGUUUGAUUGCUCCUCUUCUUGGUACACUCAUAAAAAAUGCAAACACUUCUUCUAUUGCUUACAUCAAAUACUAG
Molecule: messenger RNA, 1377 nt
Organism: Arabis nemorensis
Lineage: Eukaryota; Viridiplantae; Streptophyta; Magnoliopsida; Brassicales; Brassicaceae
Source: the annotation of a GenBank genome assembly